AUGCCCUCCAAAAGCAGAAACAGCAAGAACAACAACUACACGGACCCGGAACUCCGCCAAGAGGUCAAGGAAGAAGUCCAGCAGAGUGACAAGGGCGGGAAACCCGGACAGUGGUCUGCGCGAAAGGCCCAACUCACCGCUCAAGAGUACAAGUCCCGGGGCGGCGACUACACGACCUCCAAGGAGGAGCAGUCGAAGUCCCAGAAGAGCCUGUCGCAGUGGGGGGAGGAGGACUGGGUGACCAAGGAAGGGUCGGGAAAGGCCAAGACGGAUGAGAGCGCCGAGGAUGGCGGGGCGCGGAAACGGUAUCUGCCGCGCAAGGCGUGGGAGGAGAUGAGCGAGGGCGAGAAGGAGGCGACCGAGAAGAAGAAAUUGGAGGAAGGUGGGGAGGAAGGGAAGCAGUAUGUUGGGAAUACGGAGACGGCUAAGAGGAAGAGGGGGGAGGUGUCGAAGAAGACGAAGGAGGAGAGGGAAGGGGGAGAGGAGAAUGGAAAGGAUGGUGCUGAUGGGGAGGACGAUGAUGAGGAUGGUGAUAAGGAGAACGGCAAGUCGAAGAGGACAGCUAAAGAUAAGAAGGAUGUGAAGAAGGAUACGAAGCAGGAGAAGAAAGAUGGCGACGACGAGGCUGAGGAACAACCGAACCAGGGAGCGGAAGAGGAUGAGGAUCUGGAUGAGGACGAUGAAGAAUACCAGGAAGAAGAAGGCGAAGACGAAGACGAAGACGAGGUCGAGGGAGCAGAGGAUGACGCCGAGGCUGAAGGCGACGCACCAGACAAGAAGAAGCAAAAGACCAAGUAAAACCAUCGUGUCAUGCCAUUAAGUGAAUGUCUUACAAUUACUGAGAUACUACUGCACUUCCCUCCACGCUGCCAAAGCCUUACGCUUCCUCAACGCUCCGCAUCUCCCUCUCCGCGCCCCUCAUAAUGACUCUGAGGCAGGUUGUUCAACUCGUCCUCCUGGCGAUCCAACUUAUAGUUUGUCGCCCAGAAUCCGAAGCAGCCAACGAACGCCAGAAUGGCCACCACCGUGUAGUUCCAGACCAACAGCGGAUCUUCCGACAAACUGACCAAAGCCUGUCCGAUAGCCGACGAGAACGCAUUCAUGAACAGUGCGAUGGCCUGGACCAAGGACCGCAUAUUGCGCGGGGCUUUGGUGAACGCAUACUCGAGCGAGGUCACCGAAGCGAAGAUCUCGGAAAUACCACCCAAGACGUACGGCAAAGCCUGCACCCACACGGAGAUCGGA
Messenger RNA from Aspergillus saccharolyticus JOP 1030-1, 1245 nucleotides. RefSeq lists its product as uncharacterized. Bases 1 to 798 code for a protein of 265 amino acids. The record is from RefSeq and is a predicted model, not a curated record. NCBI's taxonomy places the organism in Eukaryota, Fungi, Ascomycota, Eurotiomycetes, Eurotiales, Aspergillaceae. The transcript has 2 exons.